CCUAAGGAUUCUGCCACCCAAGACCUCAUGUGGCUGACAUUGAACUGUCACUGAAAUGCUCUCCAUCAUAAAUGAGAACUGAAUUCGGUUAUUUGAUGCCUGAUCCAGCUAGUUAUUCUCCUGUAAGGACAAACAGAGCCCAAAUAUCACAGCAAGGCCUGCGUGCCGACAUGCCUUUGGUGGGUAAGAAUAGCCUCACAAUGGAGCUCACAUCUCUCGUCUUCUGUUGUCUGGGAACAGUUGUUGUCAGGGCAGAGGUGAGAUGGGAAGCCUAGUUGGUGGAUACGCGUGAGUGGAGUUGCCAUUGUGGAUUUCAACCGACAAGUUGUGUAGGACCUGACUGAGAAUUUGAGUGUUUGUAAAAAGGGUUUAUUUUUAAUUCCCACUUGGACUGAGUUUAAUACACACCAAAACAUAUUUUUCUUGUGUGGAAUCAAUUGGGCUGUGAGUUGACCAGUGGGAAAUCCUACGUGUGGAGGCAUAAAUCUGCUGGCAUGGCUAAACAGACUGCAUCUGAGAUUAUCUUCAUAACUUUGAAUCACAACAUCACCCUCACAGGGAAAGCAUGGCUCGUCCUGGUGGUAUUCAUUAGAAUCCUGGUCUUGCUGUUUGCUGGUUACCCCCUCUACCAGGAUGAGCAGGAAAGAUUUGUGUGUAACACCAUUCAGCCCGGUUGUGCCAAUGUGUGCUACGACAUGUUUGCCCCUCUUUCCAUUGUCCGAUUCUGGCUAGUGCAGCUCACCACCCUUUGCCUUCCUUAUGUGGUGUUUGUCAUCUAUGUGAUCCACAAAGUGAGUUCUGGUCUUCCUGCUGACAUUGAGACUUCUGAGUCCAUAAAAGCAGACUCCAUCUAUAAGAUCCAUCAAGAAUCGUUCAGGAAAGCAUCUCUUUGUAAGACCGUCAUGAAGGCGAAGGGGCGUGUGCAGUACUUCACAGGAGCCUACAUCUUGCAUCUGUUGCUUCAGAUACUUGUAGAAGCUGGAUUUGGAGCUGCACAUUAUUACUUGUUUGGCUUCUACAUCCCCAAACGCUUUAUGUGUCAGCAGUCACCUUGCACAACAAUGGUGGACUGCUACAUCUCUAGGCCCACUGAGAAAACCAUCAUGCUGAACUUUAUGUUGGGGGCAGCUGCUUUGUCCUUGCUGCUAAACGUGUGCGACCUAAUCUGUGCCAUCAAGCGCUCCAUGAGGCAGAAAAACAAAGGAAAAAUGCUAGUAGAGAAGAUGUACGCAGAGGAGCAGUACUACUUGUCCGGGAAUGGGAAUCAAGGUGUAGACACCAGCAUCCAGCCGACUCAAGAUGUGAUUGGACCGGGAGGGUUCCGCAAAAGAAGGUCCAGGAACUCAAGUGGCGAUGAAGCUGCUUCGGUUCUUUUGGACGAUGACCCUCCACAACCUUCACCUCUUGCUGGAAUGCCAACAAUUUCUGGAAUGCCUGGUUCCAACAACAAUGACGACAGCAGCAGCUACCAACCCACCCAAGAAGAGGGGAUGGUAAGAGAGGGCAGUGAAGUGGCACUGUACCCCACUGAGCCUUUGGGGACUCCUAGAUCUGUCCGAGUUAGCAAACGCAGUCGUCUCAAACCUCCACCACCUCCACGAAGGGACAAACUAGCUGCUCAAGGUGCAGUUGAUGUCUCGGGGUCAACAGCAGUGUGUACCAGAAGAGUAGGGCAAUAUACUCUGGUAGAAAUGACCACUGGUGAAGACGUACCAACUUGCAAUGGAGACGGACAAGAAAAGAGGUCUGAAUGGGUUUGAUUGUCUCUUGAAAGUCUUUUGAAGCAUCGCGAGUUGAUUGGGACUUGACUGAAACAGAGUGACUUGAUUGGAAUAGAUUGCUUGGAGAAACAAGGUGAAAUGAGAGGUAUUAAUAGAUGCCAACGUCAUGGAUACAUGCCAACCCCUUGGAUCAGCUAUGCCCAUCAGCAUCCACCUGCCUCUCAUGUGUGUGUUUGCGCAUUCUGUCUUUCUUUCACAAGCCAGACGUGGUCUUGACCUGCCUUGCCCCUGCGACAAUCAAGGGACGGCGAAGGCCUUUCUAAAAACAGGUCUGUUGCAACCACCCAGGGUCUCUGAGGUUAAGCUAAGACUGACAUACUUUCUGCUUCAACAGGGGCGGCCACCAAACAAGAACAACCCUGAGGGUACAAGGGUGCUUUAAAGCUCCUCCAAAAUCCUCCAGCCUGAAAAAACUCAGGAACUGUCGAUUGUCAGUCAACUGGACCCCAUCAUAAAGCAAUUACUGCCCAGGCUGCAUUUUCACUGCUUUACUGCCUUUUGUAUUUAUGGAGGUAGCUUGUAACACUAUCUCAAGGACCUGCUGGGGUUUGGUUUGGAGCUUUAGAACAAACACUUAAAAUAGAGUUUCAUAAUCUGGUGUAACACGAGAGCAAGACGAUGCGUGCCUUCCAGACUCUCAGAAGCGAGCCGCAACAUGUAAACGAUUAGACAUGUUAGCUUUGGACAGUCACCUAGACUGCAGCUCUCCUGUCCUCACAAUGUCAGUCAUGUGUCUUAUUAGACACAACAGGGACUUCUGGGAUUGACUAUUUAUGGAAUUUCCUUAUACAUCACUGAUGAGAUUUUGUAGUUUUUGUCUUUUCUUUUGCUGAUAGAUGCAAGGGAUAUUUUGUGUGAUGUCAAAUGGUUUGCAAGUUAGUGACUCUUUGGCAUUGUUUUUAUUUUAUUACCUGACCAAAUCACACCCCACCCCCUUAAAAGGGCAGAGAAAUAUUAUUAAUAUUACACAUAUUACACAACUUUAAACUGGUGACUAUUAAAUAAAGGAAAGACUGCAUGAAGUCCUGUAUCUCAAAAUGCAAUGCAUUCAAUUUCACCUAAAUUUAAUUUAAUUUAAAUUUUGAUGACAGCUGGAUUUCAAGUGGAAAAGAACCAUUUCCAAAAUUAUAACUGGAUCCCAGUCAUGUGAGUACAAGUGACCACAAAGUAACAUAUUACUUGGGGUCUCUACUAGUAAUGUGCUGAUGAGUCAACUCAAGAAAAAUGAGUACUGUUGGUAUGCCACCAGAAACAGGGUUGGGAAAACCUACCAUCCUAUUAAAAACUGACAAAUCAUGCCCUCCAGUGGACAGACAUGCACCAAACUCAAGUCUGAAGAUGGACAAUUCUUCAUUACUGCAAAUGUUUGUACAUCAGUGUGCAAUUAAUGCAAUUACUUUUGCAUAUUAUAUGUUAUUUCAACUGACACUUCUCCGGGGCACACAGAAUGUUUAAUAUAUAUGAUUCUAUAAAUUUAACCCUCAAUUGCUCCCUGGGCGUUGGAGCAAUAGUGUGUGUUCAUGGUUUGUUUGUGUGUGUGUGUGCGCACUUGGAGUUAAAUGCAGAGCACCAAUUCUUGGUUACCAUACUUGGUAAAUGCCACAACUUUCACUUUUUGGGAAACACAACCCAGGGGGUGUUUUAUAAAGACUAAAACAAAGUUACAGUUUGCCAGUUAUCAUACCCGUUCUUUUGGGGUGUGAAAAUUUUCCUCGAAUUGCUACAAAAUUAGACAGUGCAUGUGAUUUUGAUUAUUAAUAAUGUUUAUCAUUCUAUUGUCACCCCAGUAAUGAAUUUUAGUAGGCUACACAAUGUAUUUUCAAAAGAGGAAAACAACUGAUAAUUGUAUUUGAACCCUUCACAAUCGGUUUGUUCUUGAUGUAACAAAUGUGAGGUGAGACCUAAUAUUAA
Carassius carassius (crucian carp) is the source of this 3692-nucleotide messenger RNA. It is a transcript of the gene gjd4, whose product is annotated as gap junction protein delta 4. The transcript has 2 exons. The record is from RefSeq and is a predicted model, not a curated record. Gene Ontology annotation, biological process: cell communication. Bases 495 to 1760 code for a protein of 421 amino acids. Gene Ontology annotation, cellular component: connexin complex. Lineage: Eukaryota; Metazoa; Chordata; Actinopteri; Cypriniformes; Cyprinidae.